Molecule: messenger RNA, 5396 nt
Organism: Mus pahari (shrew mouse)
Lineage: Eukaryota; Metazoa; Chordata; Mammalia; Rodentia; Muridae
Gene: Gpr26
Product: G protein-coupled receptor 26
Exons: 3
Coding region: 509-1522 (337 amino acids)
Biological process (GO): adenylate cyclase-activating G protein-coupled receptor signaling pathway
Cellular component (GO): membrane
Molecular function (GO): G protein-coupled receptor activity
Source: RefSeq, a predicted model, not a curated record
GUGAGAGCACACAGGAGACUGAGCACAGAGGCAGAGAGAGGGAGGCAGAGAGAAAGCCACAAAGCAGGAGGGUGUGCGGAGCAGAGCCAGAGCUGAGAGGGACCCAGUAAGGGCGGGUGCAGGCAGAGGCAAAGCCAGUGACCGCAAGAGCCUGCGACCCCGGAUUCCAGGGAACUACAGGUCAGAGGAGCACAGGCCAAGAGGUGGUGCGGGACUGGGAGUGAACACUCGCCUAGGUGAUCGCUGGUGAGGUGACCCCAGACUCCGAGUGGUUCCGUGCCCAGGUGCUCGCCUGGGAGGUGGCGCGGGGCUCCGGGUGGCUGCGUGCCUAGGUGCUGGCCCAGGGGGUGGCGCGGGGUUCUGGGUUGGUGGAUGCCCUCUGGGUAGCCAUGGCGACAGGGGCCAGGGGUCGCUGGGCUGCCGCGUCGCCGAGGGGCUGAGUCGACAGCAGGCUGCGCCAUGGCGGCGCGGGGUUGCGGGCCCUGAGCGCCAGCUGCGGGCGCGCACCAUGAACUCGUGGGACGCGGGCCUGGCGGGGCUGCUGGUGGGCACGAUCGGCGUGUCGCUGCUGUCCAACGGACUGGUGCUGCUCUGCCUCCUGCACAGCGCUGACAUCCGCCGCCAGGCGCCGGCGCUCUUCACUCUCAACCUCACGUGUGGCAACCUGCUGUGUACCGUGGUCAACAUGCCACUAACACUGGCCGGCGUCGUGGCACAACGGCAGCCGGCCGGGGACCGCCUGUGCCGCCUGGCCGCCUUCCUCGACACCUUUCUGGCCGCCAACUCCAUGCUCAGCAUGGCCGCGCUCAGCAUCGACCGCUGGGUGGCUGUGGUCUUCCCGCUGAGCUACCGUGCUAAGAUGCGCCUCCGAGAUGCAGCCUUCAUGGUGGCCUACACGUGGCUGCACGCGCUCACCUUCCCGGCCACCGCGCUCGCCCUGUCCUGGCUCGGCUUCCACCAGCUAUAUGCCUCGUGCACAUUGUGCAGCCGGCGGCCGGACGAGCGCCUGCGCUUUGCUGUCUUCACCAGCGUCUUCCAUGCGCUCAGCUUUCUGCUCUCCUUCAUCGUGCUCUGCUUCACGUACCUCAAGGUGCUCAAGGUGGCCCGCUUCCACUGCAAGCGUAUCGACGUGAUCACCAUGCAGACGCUUGUGCUGUUGGUGGACAUCCACCCCAGUGUGAGGGAACGGUGUCUGGAGGAACAGAAGCGAAGGCGACAGCGUGCCACCAAGAAGAUCAGCACCUUCAUAGGGACCUUCCUUGUGUGCUUUGCACCCUAUGUGAUUACCAGGCUGGUGGAACUCUUCUCCACAGCACCCAUUGGCUCUCACUGGGGUGUGCUGUCCAAGUGCUUGACCUACAGCAAGGCUGCUUCUGACCCCUUCGUGUACUCCUUGCUGCGACACCAAUACCGCAGGAGCUGCAAGGAGCUCCUGAACAGAAUCUUCAACAGACGCUCCCUUCACUCUGUGGGCCUCACAGGUGACUCUCACAGCCAGAACAUUCUGCCAGUGUCGGAAUGAAGGACCGCUCUCCUGAUGGGGAGUUCAGAACGAGGUGGCCAGAGCAAAGGGAGGUGGUCUGGGACUCCUGGGUGGACAAUAACUGCCACCAUUGCCUGGUGAUUGCUGCGAUGCUGAUGUCUGAACAAGAUCUGGGGCCUGCUUCUUGGCUCUUCCAGAGUAGAUGUCAGACUGUCCCUAUUUGUCACCAAAGGAUGGCCAUAGACCAUGCCCUGACCUAUCUUUCUGAGAGUGUGUUUUGAGAGUUUAGACUCACCAAAGGCCUCCCAGAGGACGGUAGACCAGUUAGUGUCAAAGAUACAGAGUACUGGUGGCAGGUGUGGGCAUGAUAUCCACCUGUCUGCUAACUACUGCUCAUGGGGCUCCAUGUUCCAAGGGACAUCUUAGUGAUGCUGAAAGUGAGGUUGUCUGUGGCCAUGGGCUCCAGAUCUACUAUGGCAUCUCUUUUCCCCUUGGUAGUGUUUGCUGCUGUAACCCAAAUAUUAUCCAGCUGGUGCCAACUACAUCAUGAUCAGCUGAUACCGUUGGGCCCUGCACUCAAUGGGAACAUGUUUAACAACCAGUUUGCUGCCUACCAGUUGUCUUAGGAAUGAUAAAUUGGAUUCAACUUUUGUCCCUCUUCCAUCAAACUAAUGUUUGCGUGUAUUGACAAUCUUAGCAUGAAAGUGAUCUCAGUAGACAGGUCUUAGAUAAUGUUAGAUUCCAUGAAAUCUGAGCAGGAAGUCACCUUCUUCUGAUUUGCAUGCCAUAGGUAAAGAAGCCCAGGAAAGCAGGAAGACGGUGGCUGGUCUGUCCUACCUUCCUAUCUGAGAUCUGAGUUGGUAGGGAAAAACUUCCUCUUGUUUUAGACACCUUGCCUGUCGUAUUCUAGGAGCUGACUUGAACAGGGAUGAAGUCUUAGUUUUCAGAUGCUGCGUUCCGUUAUCCUGGUGGAUCAUUACCCUCAUUCUGCAACUUUGUCCUGAGAAAGCAGCAGCUAUCCAAGGUCACCACAAAAGUGCUCUGUGUCACUGAUGAGAGAGUGCAGUUAGUACAGGAUGCACUUCCUGUAAUAUACAUGCCAAUCCAUUGGGAGCCAUUGUCUUAGUCUCAUUGAAAACUAAGAUAAGGACAGGAGAAAUAGCUUACCCAGUAAAGUGCUUACUGUGCAAGCACGAAGGCCUGAGUCCAACUUCAAGAACCCAAAUUAAAAGCAAACUGGGCAUGGUGGUGUACACCAGUAAUCCUAGCACUGGAGAAGCGAGAGAGGUGACUCCACAGGACUUAGGUCAGCCAAGACUUAGCUGAAUGGGUGAGUUACAGGCCAGUGACAGUUCUCAGAAAAGAAAAGAACAAGGUAGAUGCCAGCUUAGAAACAAUACGUGAGGUUGACCUCUGGCCUCCACAUACCUGUGUGUGUGAGUGUGCACACACAUGCACAUGCGUGUGGGCAUACUCGGCCCAUGCCUACUCACUGUCUCAUUAUCAUUUCAGAUGUGCUUGAGAAUGCUCAGAGCAGUUGUGUCUGAGCCCUGUAAGUGACUCUUGUGGGUGGGAAGGGUGAAGAACCAUAAAAUCACAAGUAUCACUCUCUCCUGUAUAGCUCCACACCUCCUAGUCUCAGAAGCAUAGGGGGAACUAUCCCCCAGGGACCAACCUGAAGAAUGUUGAUUUUUUUUUCCCUGCCAAGCAGCCCCAGUAGUUAAAGGCAGACAAAUGUCUGCUUGUCUAUUUGAAAAGAUGGCCUAUCAUUAACUCUUGGCAAUUCAUUUAGAAAACAACUCCAGCAGGCCUAGUGUUGUCAGGCUUCAGAGUUUCCAUGGAGACCAGAAUGGGGAUAGUUGUAACAUCGAAGGAGGCUUUAAUACCCUCCCAUUGCUGGGAGAGGUAUGCUCACACCUGCCUUGUUGGAGAAAAAGAACCUGGGCACCAGAGGGGACUGCCAGGACACUUGUUUGGACUUUGUCUCCAGUUGUCCCCAGCUCGUCUUCUGGGGGAUCUGGUAAGGUACACCCUUCCUUCUGUGAUGAGGGAUGUCACAACGGUGACUUGAAAUUAACCAUGGUGGAAGUUUUUAUACACUCAGAAUAGCUAAGUGUUAUAAAUCAAGCCUUCUCCCCCGAGAGCUGGUUGUCAUCUACCUACCAGCACAACACAUGCCACACAUUUGUUUCUAGAACAAAACUCUCCUGGUUCAGAAUCCAUUUGGUUCCAUCUAUCCUAAAUCACGAUAUUCACUUCUGUAGCUUUUCUAGUAAUCAACAGUUGCCUACCCUCUGUUAUCACAACACUCAAAGGGCUUGGGAAGUUCAAAUCAAGCAGGAGGUUGAGACAGCACACACAGAAUAACUCCCCCUUUCACACAAAUACUGCUAAAGUUGAACAAAGGAUGAAUGGGGACCCAGAGGGCGGGGUGAGUAGACAGGCAAAGGCAAGUCAUGACAUCCAUUUCCCCCAUGUUGCUUUGGAAGGAGAGUAAUUCUGGAAGAUCUCUGCUUGCUCUGUAUAGGCAACGUAUUAUACCCUGAGUUGAAUUGAGAUCUCCUUGUCCCUUCCUUAGCCAAGAAGCAGGAUCUGCCACCCACAACACCACAUAUCCGGAAGGAUGUACGCUGUAAUUUUCACUAUGUCUCUAAAACUGCUUACCAUCUAUUACAACCCAAUAUGCUGGCAUCAUGUCACUGACAAGAACCCAAAUAAGCCUAUUGAUGGAGAAUUUUCAUUUUCACUUAGACACAGGCUUGAAAACCCAAGGGAGGCGAGGAGAGAGCAGCUCCACUGACAAUGGGCACUAGCCAAUGCUGCGGCGAUUGCCUCCCCAUAAAUGUUUAUAGUCAGGUUUGCACACCUCUGAAACAAGCCCCUUGGGAUCACCGUUCCCACCUGAGCACUCUACCUCAUUCUGGUAAUCUAAUGAAUCCAACAAUGUAUGUUUUUCUCAGGUUCCAGGCAUAAAAACAGCAACAGAGCCGAGGCAAAGGGCAUCAUUGACUGGCUUGACUCCCACUAGUUUACUGAGUCACGUUCACUGCACUUGCGCUUGAGAGGCACUAGGCAGGUGAGACCAUUUUGUGAAGCUUGAGAGUGGUGCCUACAGAGGAGAGGACUUCCAGAUCUCAAAUCCACUCAGAGUGUUCUGUUCAGGUCUUACACACACUAUUUGUCUUUUAUGACCUCUUUGCCCCAAUCUAUGUUUUCCUUGGAUCCCUUCUAGGGAGGGGUCAGGAUCUCAGAAAUUUAGGGCCCCUGGAAAAACAGGAUGCUUGUUGAAGGGCAGAUCAUUAGAGUCUGGGUAUUGCAUGGCUAGCUCACCUCCCGUAGACAUUUGUCUCUGUGUUCACCAAGCAUGGCUCAGUAGCCUCCUUGGCUCAUCUCCGGUCUUUUCUUUCAGGACUCAGCUCAGGUCCCCGUCACUGAGCAACAAACGUCUCACCUUGUGUUUGUGAGAUUUUUUUUUUUUUUUUUUAUCAUGUGUCUUUGUCUUUGAGAGAAGGUAGACAGAGUAGAGCCAAGUCUGUGGACUGGUCGUCACCUGUCCUCAGGCUUAGAUGCACAGCAAGCACUGUGCUUGGCUAUGAUGUGGCUGCCAGAUGAACCAAAGGCUAUGUGUUGUCAGGGUUUGACCAUCACACAGGGUUAAAUGAGUUAGUUGCCUGAUUUUCCUGAUGCUAUUCUAUAAGGUGCUAGAAAUCUCAUGGAUCAGUUCAUACCCUUCAAUGGGGAGAGAUCUGGAGGCUAUGGGGUUUCCAUUGCCUUCCUGAGGUCUGAGGGUUUGAAUGGAGACAGUGGCUCUUAAACUUCCUCAUCCUCAACUGUCACCAAGGGAGGUGACAGUUCAACAUAAGCUCCAGAGUCCUCCACUUCAAAGGCGAAUUCAGGCAAGCUGGCAGGACUU